This is a messenger RNA of Microthlaspi erraticum, 498 nucleotides long. NCBI's taxonomy places the organism in Eukaryota, Viridiplantae, Streptophyta, Magnoliopsida, Brassicales, Brassicaceae. The record is from the annotation of a GenBank genome assembly.
AUGGCUUGCUGCUGCUGUUGUUUCCCGAGCACACCCGAAAACUCAAGAACUAUAGAUGAGCAUGUUCCUUUAUCUCUUGCGCCACCUUCCUCCGCGGUAUCCACAGAAGCAGGAAACAGUAACAUAAUCUCUAACAUAUACGCAGCACCGCUUCAGCCGCCUAUUCCUUUGAUAUUCGCGCCUAGAAACAUUCAAACUCCGUCGAAAUUGCCAACAACUCAGAGCAAUUCUAGUGAAGGAGCUCGCGGUGGGGUCACACAGAGUGUUCCAGAGAAGAAAACAUGGCCUGUUGAUGAUGUGUCUGAUAUUGAUCUAAAAAAAAAGGAUCGAGAAACCAUCGACGAGUGUCCAAUUUGCUUAGAAGAAUAUGAUAUCGAGAACCCGAAACUGCUCACAAAAUGUGGCCAUGAUUUUCAUCUUGCUUGCAUUCUUGAAUGGAUGGAAAGAAGUGAGGCUUGUCCAGUUUGUGACAAGGAAUUGGUUAUCACUGAAUCAUAA